AUGAACAGUGCCGAUGCCGCCACGCGCGCUGAAGUCGCGGCCAAGUUGCGUGCUGCCAAGCGCACGCACGACGCGACGGGCGGCCGCAAGCUGCUGCGGUGGGACGCCGCGCGCUGGCAGCAGUUUGAGCGCACGCCGCCGUACACGUCGCGCCUCAAGAGCGCGCCCAUUCUGCCCAUGCGCGCGCCGCUCUCGUCCAUCUACGAGAUCCACUUUUCGACUCGAAAGAGUUACGCGCCGUCUGUCGUCAUGGAGCAACUGAUUGUCGACACGCGGUCGGGAGCUGUCGUCAACGUGGGGCUCGUCAUCGAUGCAACGGGCAGCGACACGUUUCUGCACGACGUCAAGGAGUGGGACGACUGGGACGUGCAGUACUUGAAGCUGAGCGUCGAUGGGACGGCAGACGAGGAGACGAAUCCGGACGUGCAUGACGACAAGAUGGCGGCAGCAUUUUGCAAGUCGGUCGCAAACCACUUGGCAGGCGAGCGAAAAGAUAUGGACGUGGCGGUCUUUGGUGCUCAGGGCUAUAACUUCGUGGGCUUCCUCAUUGUGAGUUUUUUGGUCGAACAUUGCGGCUUGAACCUCGAUACUGCGGUAGAGGAGUUUGCAGUCUCGACCCCGCCUGGAAUCUACUCGAGACAUUACUUACAGCGACUGUAUCGCAAGUACUUUAGCACGCUGCCGUCUGAGGAGACACAACUUACGGUUCCUGCUCCUCCACGAUGGGAAAAGGACGAAAUCGGUAAGCACGAUAGCGAAGCUCCCAUUGGCAAUGAGGUCAUAACGGAACAGGAUCGCGGGAACAAAUUUGUGCGAUCGAAUAAAACUGCCGUCGUCAGUACUAUCUCCGCAAAGGAUGUGUCGGUCGGUAAUGGACGGACGGUCACACCCGUUAGUGUGCAUGGAGCUCCGGUGUACAAAGCACCUAUGUACAUUCCACCGGAUCGUCAAGACCAACGUUCGGCAAAACGUCGAAAAGUCCGCUCUUGGAUGGAUGAGGUGGAGCCUCUAGCGUACGGUGAGACGCUUGCAACUUCAUCGGCGGAGCACGAGCAAGCGAUCAAGUCUUUGAAGAAGCUGACGGGUGUGGAAGGGUUCCCCGGAUGUGAGACGAUUCCUUUUACAGCAACGCACGUUGCAGAAGGAGCGUAUAAACGCAAGGGGGCUUUGACCAAGGCUUAUCUUGUUACGUGGCGAGCACGAGGUCGUCGGUGUCUUCUCUAUGUGGCCAGCGGGGGGACUUACGUUGUGUCGCGCGACAUGACCUUCACGAAGGUAGACAUGAAGUUUCCGCGACGAAGAGCGCCGAACGAGUGCCAAGUAAACACGCUGAUUGACGGGCUUAUUGUAGAGGACCAGGAUCAUGAUACGAAGGUGGCCCGCUAUCUGGCGUUUGACGUCAUUUUCCUGGAAGGUGUGCCAACGUGGCAGAAGAAACUGGAGAAGCGGUUACAAUGUUUACAGAACGAGAUCAUUGUUCCUCGCAAGAAUGACAAGUCAUUCGAUUACACGAAGGAACCUUUUCGUGUGCGGAUGAAGGAUCACUUUCGUCUCGCCAAGACUGAGUACAUGCUGACAAAGUUUGCCAAGAGCGUUACGCACGAGGUGGACGGUGUCAUUUAUACCCCUUCGGAGGCCCCGUAUAAUCUCGGCGGGUUUGAGUGCGAAGAACCGAUUUUUAAGUUCGUUGCUAGCGAAGGCGGGGGCAUCCCUGGUCUAGAUGGAAGCAUCUCAGAGCAGCGACUGCUCCAGUAUAUUGACUCUAUGCCGAGCUGA
Messenger RNA from Hyaloperonospora brassicae, 1776 nucleotides. The record is from the annotation of a GenBank genome assembly. NCBI's taxonomy places the organism in Eukaryota, Oomycota, Peronosporomycetes, Peronosporales, Peronosporaceae.